AUGUCUGAAACUACCUUUGGCCCACAGCUUCUUCCACAUAACAACCCCCCUCAACUUCAGAUCUUGAUCUCGAAUUUAUCCCACAAUAUCCCAAUUACUGUAUUUCUCAACUCCAACCCAUCCCUGCCAGAUGCCUUCGAAACAAAGCUCAUAUCUGCAUGGCCAAAUUUACCAGAGUCAGCCCGAAAUUCCGCACUACAGAAGAUCUUGAGGACUAUUCAGGCGCACUACCCAGUGUAUCCGCCGCGUUUUUCCCUGUCCCCGUUCCUCCACACUCUCCCUGGGAGUGGGGAGCUGGUAGUGGAAGAAAAAAUUGAUCCCAGACUUAUCCAGAAACUGCAGUUACCAGAAGAGAUAAUCCCAGAAAAUACAUGCACAAAACCAAAGCUCUACCCGAUAUCUUCCCUGCACUCCUGUCCACUAUCUCAAAGCUCACCGCGAUCAUGGUCCUCCCAUAUCCAACUCGUCACGCUUUCUCCAGCUUCAAAAAAGAAGUACAUUGCCAAGGGCCCAACGAACAACUUUUCAGAGCUCAGAAACCUCCUGUCCCUCCCUCCACACCCGAACAUAAUCUCCCCACCCCAUGGACUCAUCACAGUCUCGCCAACCGACCAUCGAGUUGUCGGAUUCCUACUCGAGUACUACCCCCACGGCAACCUCGACCAUCUCUGCUCCACCCUCACACCCAGACCACCACCAGAAAGACUCUGGAGCUGGGGCCACCAACUAGUGAACGCGCUCCACUGGCUCCACAUCGAGCAAAAGUCCUUCCAUGGCGAUAUCAAGCCCGACAACAUCAUCGUCCACCCCUCACCCUCGGGCGAGGAGCGGUUGGUACUCAUAGACUUUUCGCAGGACGAGUCAACUGCUGCGACUGCGCCGCCGGAAGCAAAAGGUGGAUUCCCGAGGACGUGGAGCGGCGAGGCGUUGGAGAGGGCGGAUGUGUAUGCGCUGGGGAGGACGCUGUAUAUUCUUACCAAGGGGCUGAGUAUGAAUGAGCUCUAUAUGGAGCUGUUCAGAGACAUCAAUUUUGUGUAUAAGACGGAUCUUGAGGGCAUUGAUGGGCCGAUUAGAGAUGUAGUGGAGAUGUGUACGCGGAGAGAUCCGGCGGAGAGGCCGGGGCUGGGGGAGUUGAAGAAGAUCUUUGAAGGUGGGGAUGAGGGCAAGAUGAAGAUGGGAUUGGCGAAGAGGCAGGGGUGGAGUGUGGUGAGGAGUGCGGUGAAGAUUAGGGUGGGUAUGGGGAAGAAGGUGAGUGGGACCGCGAGAGGGAGGCUUGCGGAAAUGGUGCAAAGCGUUGUGUGUUGGGGAAGAGGAGGGUAA
Molecule: messenger RNA, 1320 nt
Organism: Morchella importuna
Lineage: Eukaryota; Fungi; Ascomycota; Pezizomycetes; Pezizales; Morchellaceae
Exons: 1
Coding region: 1-1320 (439 amino acids)
Biological process (GO): protein phosphorylation
Molecular function (GO): protein kinase activity; ATP binding
Source: RefSeq, a predicted model, not a curated record